AUGGGAGGCAAGGGCUCGACCUUUGAUCCAAAUGUCUGGUAUCAGCUCAGCGAAGCCCGGGUCGACACCGGCAACCAGCCCUUGAAUAGCAACCUCGUUGUGGUCGGCCCGCCGGAAAACCAAAUCCGCAUGCAGGGCAACGAUAAAAACUACUGGCAGUUCAUCCCGACCAAGGACAACGUCUCCAACCGCUUUCACAUGCGAUCCCAAAAGGCGGGGAACCAGCUGCAACUCGCCGUUUGCUACAACAAGGACGAAGUUCACCGUGCCAAGACGGGCGUGUGCCUUGCAUCAGCGAAAGAUGUCGACGAGCAAAAGUGGGAGAUCUUUGAGUGGGAUGACGGCACGACGGCCAAGAGGUUCAUCAACGUCAAGAACGGAACCAAGUACUGGCUCGAUGUGCACAAGGGCAACCCCAUCUUCAUGAACGACGAUAUAGACACAUCGGCGUACCAGCCCGCACAAAAGUGGUUCGUUAGCUCUAUCAGCGCUAUCGACGACCCAAACUUCUCCUAUACGGUAGCGUCCGCGGUAAGAAAACAAUCAUCAUCAUCAUCGACCCCUCUUGUUCACUCUCAGUUCUAA
Parascedosporium putredinis is the source of this 585-nucleotide messenger RNA. The record is from the annotation of a GenBank genome assembly. Lineage: Eukaryota; Fungi; Ascomycota; Sordariomycetes; Microascales; Microascaceae.